GCUUGGAACGAACCUACCAUCAUGCCUGCUGCUGCACUCCCUCCCGUCGAAACCAUAAAUGGCCUGAAUGAAAAUGGCAUCAUCGUCAAGGUGAUACAUUCGUGCGCACAGGACCACGCAAAGCUGUCCCAACUCGGGCAGACUUUCCUCAACUAUUUCAUCCGUCCCUUCAAGAAGUUCAAAGGUCGGACGCCCGCCCCCUCAGAUCAUCCGUCACGCCCGUCGUUUGAUGUACUCAAGAGGGAUUUGAGGUCUAAAAUUCGGGAGGCACCAAAUCCCCAUACAGAAGCAAAGGAUCUCGCUCUUGUCCGAGACGGGUUUCGGUGUGUAGUGACCGGCUCCUAUGAUCACAACACAGCACCGUGUUACACACGGUGCGCACACAUUGUGCCGGAAUCCACGUAUUUUAACGUAUCUGACCAAGGCCCGAGCAACACAAAGCUCGACUAUGCCGCUUCAGUGCUAGCAGUUUUAAAGCGUUUCGGCUACGACAUUGAACAAACCAAUGGUACUAAAGUACAUUCUCUUUACAAUGUCAUGACCAUGGAAGUACCGACGGCGAUUACCGGCGGAGGUAACAUUCACCACCCCAGAUCAAGAGAAUCUGCCCGUCCAUCCGAGACACUCCUCAGUCUGCAUGCUGCUUGUGCCAAGGUCGCGCAUCUUUCCGGGGCAGCCGAAUACAUUGAUAAGCUUGACCGUGAUGUGGAAGACUUGAGUGUAUUAGCAUAUAAUGGAAGUUCGGGUGAGGUAUUAAGGAACGCCCUCUUGAAUCACAUGAAUCAAGUUGUUGGCGUUGGCGCUUAAAAAUGCCGUGGGAGAUAUAUACCUGUUACGAGUCGGCCUGUAGCCCGAUAACUUUUACACUUGUUCCUUAAUAUCGAAUUAUGAGAAGCCGACGAGGAUCUUCAAGACCGUUGAACACGGUCACCCAAGGCGAGCCACAAGUACGGCCGGGGCAUAGGGGGAUGAAAUACGUACUGCUGUCAGCGAACACUGCAGAUUAGACAGCAAGUAUAAUGCAUCCGUGUCAUUUUCAUGAUUCGUUAAUACGGAAGUUGUGAACCUGAUGAGAACAUAACAUCUCAAAACACAGUGAACAAAAUGCGAAGUAAUUUGCAGGUUGCUAUUAUCCGAAAG
Desarmillaria tabescens is the source of this 1140-nucleotide messenger RNA. RefSeq lists its product as uncharacterized. The transcript is spliced from 7 exons. The record is from RefSeq and is a predicted model, not a curated record. NCBI's taxonomy places the organism in Eukaryota, Fungi, Basidiomycota, Agaricomycetes, Agaricales, Physalacriaceae. The annotation marks the transcript as partial.